AUGAUGCACCUCAAUUCUUCUUUCUGGCACCUUUGGCUUCUUUCCCUUUCUCUUGCUUCGGCCCUAUCUGUCCCUCAGAAGACUCUUGCUGAAUCUCCCGAAGAUGCGGUCUCCGAGCUGACCCAGCACAUCGCCAUUGAUGAUGUUGAGUUCAAUAUAACCGACUACACAUCGCCGGAUGAGUGGAACCCUACUAAUUGGGACUACGACGUUGUCAUCGUUGGUGGUGGCCCUGGCGGCUUGGCUGCAUCCAUGUCUCUCGCGCGAGUUGCCCGAACAUCUCUCUUGUAUGAUUCGCAAGAGUACCGGAAUGAGCAGACACGGUACAUGCACGACGUUCUGGGCCAAGACGGGCAAGUGCCACUGAAGUUUCGAACUGCAGUUCGACGGCAAAUCGAUGAAUUGUACCCUGAUUAUUCCUUCUGGGCCACCCGCAAGACAAAGGUCACCGGCAUUAUUCCCCUCGAGAAGGGUUUCCGUGUCUAUGACGACAAAGGCGGAAAGGUUACGGCUAAGAGGGUCAUUAUGGCUACUGGUAUCAAGGAUGUCCUACCGAAUAAGGUGGGCUUUGCGGAAGCUUUUGGAAGGGGCGUGUUUUGGUGUCCCUGGUGCGAUGGUCACGACUACAAGAACCGCAAAAUGGUCGUUUAUGGCAAGCUUGUGAGCGCCAUUGGGUCUGCCCUGAACAUGAGAAAGCUGACCACCGAUAUAACCAUCGUGACCGGCGGACCAAUUACAAAGGAGGACAAGGCAGAGGCAGAUGCACGCUGGCCAGGCUGGGAAACCGUAAUCAAAAACAUCUACAAGAUCCCCAUCCGGGAGAAUGAUAUCAACAAGCUCGAACCCACCACGACCAACAUGGAGCCCAAGGACGACGAGUAUAAAGUCUACCUGAAUGCUGGUAGCCCCAACCCUUUGGUCACAAACGGAAUGCUCAUCUCCGUACCUACUACUCAGACAUCCACCCUUCACAAGCAGCUACGCUUGGAGAUGGAUGGAAAAUCGGUCAAGGUCAAGUCCAACAUGGAGUCAAGCGUCGGGGGCAUCUAUGUUGUCGGCGACGCCAACAACGACAACUCUACCAAUGCGUACCACGCCAUGUGGUCGGCCAAGCGGGCGGCUGUCAGUGCCCACGUCUCUAUGUCCAAGCAGGAAUACCUAGACUUAGUUCCUGCAGCUAUGGUGGCGGCGGCGGGAGGAGAUGAAGACUUCUACCGUCUCCAGAUCGAGGAUCUGGAAAGUCAGAUUGGCGAGGACGUUGAGCAGAUGUACAAGGCGCUCGGUGGUUGA
Penicillium cinerascens is the source of this 1290-nucleotide messenger RNA. RefSeq lists its product as uncharacterized. NCBI's taxonomy places the organism in Eukaryota, Fungi, Ascomycota, Eurotiomycetes, Eurotiales, Aspergillaceae. Gene Ontology annotation, molecular function: oxidoreductase activity. Bases 1 to 1290 code for a protein of 429 amino acids. The transcript has 2 exons. The record is from RefSeq and is a predicted model, not a curated record.